AUGUCUCGUUUAUAUGGAUCUAAUGUAAUCAAAGAUAAAUUACUGAAUAAUGUUUCAGCAGCAGUUAAAGAAGUUCAUCGAUUUGCAGUUGAGGAUGAACAACGAAUUGUAACAAAUGAUAACUGGCAACUUCAUUCAGUACUUGAGCAAUUAGAUUUUGCUUUACUUUUCGGAUCAUGUUGGCCUACCUUUCUCGAAGUGGAGAUACCUAACUUGCAAAAGUUAAAUUUACCUGGAGUACGUCCAGACAUUCCAUCAUUUUCUGAUUCUCUUGCACGCUAUGAUAUUAAGCCACCAUCUCACUAUAAACUUACUACACAUUCACCUAGAAAAACCCGUCACCGCACAAUGAAUAGUGGGAAGGAACGUGGUUCGACCGCAUCGUCAUUAGUCAAUAGUUUUAUAUCAACUGAUACUGACUUACAACAAAAUCGUCCUAUCUCAAGGUCAUCUUCAGUAAGCUAUGAUAAUCCCUCGAUUGAGACAAGUACAGAUGAUACGGGUUCAAAUAUCAUACAAAAUAAUCAAACAACAAUAACAAUCACACCGCUUAGUUCUAGUUUAAGCGAAGUUGAUCCAUUUAUGGUUCGACAACGUUCUGUCAGUGAGGAUUAUCAACAGCAACAACAACCAUUACUAGAGCAGAACAAAAGUACAGAAGAGCAUAUUAGUUUAGAACACAAAAAUACUCCAGUUGAAUACACAAAUAAUUUUGAUAAUCAGAGUUCACUUGAAACACCAACGUUGGCAAAUGAUAAUUUAUCAAUAAAUGAUGAGACGACAGAUUUUGUAGUUGAUGGUUAUUCUGAAAAUGGUGGAUUAGAAGAUGAAAAUCAAAUUAGACAAAAUAAUCAUGAUUUGUUACAAAAAAUUGAUGAUAUUGAUCCAAUAGAACUGAGUGCAGACGCCAAUCUUCAGCUACACUUCAUGCUAGAAGUGUACGAGAUGCCAAAUGAUGGAGAGGAAUUUAUUAAGCUUUUUUGCACUACAAUCGGACAUAAUCAAGGAAAUUUGGAACUUGUAUAUAUCUUGAUAACAUCACUAAACGUUUACGUUUUAAGAAAACAAUUAGAAGUCAAUGGAUCAUUGAAAAUAGAAAAAUUAGAAAGCGUUCGCUUAGAACAAAUUGAAUUAAUAGAAUGUGGACCAAAUGAACAAUAUCUUCGAUUAAUUACAACUCGACGCUACAAAUUGCCCAGCUGGACAACCGGAUCUUCAAAAUUAACCAAAGCAAUUUGUAAUGCUAUCUCAUUUGCUACUGCUGUUGGGAGAUAUGUGUCACCGAAAAUAUCAGCAGCCAAUAUGCAGGAAAUAUCUAUUAAAAAAUUUUUAGCAAUUGAUUUAAAGAGAUCUGCACCGAGUGAUGUUUCACUUUUGCGCUAUAGUCUUACAUUUUGGGAGGAACCACAAUUAACGGGAAAAAAUCUUCGCAAAGAAGGUCUACUUUAUACGCGUGUAUCAUCACCGCCGAUGCAACGUUUGGCUCGCCUAGCAGUUAAACAAAAAACAUUCGAAACAUGGAAAGCUACAUACGUGACAUUAAGAGCUGAUCGGCUCAAUAUAUACACAUCCAAGUCAGAUAAGGAACCAGUUUUAUCGUAUGCAUUAUUAGAUGAAAAUUGUCAAGGUUGUCGUCGAAAUCGUACGUCUGAUCGUCCGUUCACCGUUGAAAUUAUGUUUACCAAUGAUGUCACAUUGCUAUUAGCGGCAAAAACAAAAAUUGAACAAGAUGAAUGGCUUAAUGCUAUAAUGAAAGCAAUAUCUCAGGGUCGUUUAGCUUUCAAAGAUGAUAUGAGUUCUAAUACAGUUCCUUGCAGUGCAAUAUUAACAGAUGAAAAACUUUAUGUAUGUCAUGAAGAACAAGAUAGUUUAUUUGUGCGAUUUUUAGACACUAUUAAAUUAGAUUAUAUUGUUAGAUUAUACAUUGAUGCCAAUUGUAAAUAUUAUUGUAUACUGGAAAUUGAACAAGGAAAAAGUCAAAAUUCUAAAUAUUGGAUAUUCUAUUUCUUAUUUUGUGAAGAAAUGUUAGAAUUUAUGGAGAGUAUACAAAAAGCAGUAUCAAAUGUAUAUCAGGUCUUACUUGAUAUUCAACCUGUAGUCGAUACUGAAUUACAACGUGAUUGUCAACGAACUUCUAACCGUUUAAUUAGUUUAUAUCGUUCAUCAAAAUUGUCUUAG
Messenger RNA from Didymodactylos carnosus, 2178 nucleotides. The record is from the annotation of a GenBank genome assembly. Lineage: Eukaryota; Metazoa; Rotifera; Eurotatoria; Philodinida; Philodinidae.